CCCGGAAGCCGGAGGCGGAUCCCGCCGGCCAAGGGGGCGUUGUCGGGACGGUUCCGCGGCCCGCGCGGCCCGGCGAGCGGCGCUGAGGGCGGCGGUGGCGGCGGCCGGUGAAGAGGCGCAGGCGGGGCAGGACGCGGGUCUCCCGGUGUUGGAGCAUGGACCCGGUCGCCACCCACAGCUGCCACCUCCUUCAGCAACUGCACGAGCAGCGUAUCCAAGGCCUGCUCUGUGACUGCAUGUUGGUGGUGAAAGGGGUCUGCUUCAAAGCACACAAGAAUGUUCUAGCAGCGUUCAGUCAGUAUUUCAGGAGCCUCUUUCAGAAUUCUUCAGGCCAAAAAAGUGAUGUUUUUCACCUGGAUGUUAAAAACGUCAGCGGCAUCGGGCAGAUCCUGGACUUCAUGUACACGUCCCAUCUAGAUCUUAACCAGGACAACAUACGAGUAGUGCUGGACAUAGCCCAGUGUUUGCAGGUUCAAAACGUUCUGAAUCUGUGUCACACGUUUUUAAAAUCGGCUGCUGUGGAACAGCCCCCUGGCGUGUCCUGUAACAGUACAUUCUCCCUGCAGGGCGCUCUGGCUGCUGACGCUCACUGUGUCGGCAGCGAAAACUACCCUCCUCCUUUGCUGCAGGAGUGUCCCGCGGAGGUUCAGCAGAGCAAGGUGUUGGAUGAACCCCAUUCUCACGCUCCCCCGUCAGUUAAUCUUCACCACCCUGCGGGCGAAGCGCCCAAACCGGCGCCCGGUCCGCUGGAGGCCAGCGGCCCAGAGCUGCCUCUCAGGCACAGCUACUGCCACAAACUCCGAAACUUCUACAGUAAGCAGCACUAUAAACAGGCUGCCUGUCCCGGUCACGGGAGGGUGGGCGAGCCGCCCUUCCCGUCCAGCACCCCCACGGGCCUCGGUGCCGGGGAGUGCCAGCCUGGCGCGGCCGGCCGGCCCGGAUGUGGGCCAGGGCCUGCGGGGCGCCUGCCUCCGCACCGCUCGGCCCCGCCCCUGAGUGAGCCGGACCCGGACCCGGAGUCCGACAGCACGCGCCAGCCCCCGGCCAAGCAGAUGAGGCUCAAAAAGGCCAUCCACCUGAAGAGGCUCAACUUCCUCAGGUCGCGGACACCCGCGGAGCCGGCGUCUGAAGCCAGGCGGGAGCACGGUGUGACCGAGCGGGCAGGCCCUGCCGGCGCAGAUGCGCGGGAGGAAGCCGGCGGCCCCAGUGCUGAGGGACGAGGAGGCGGGGAGCUCAUCGGCUCUGAGCACUCGAACUGCGUGAACGACACGGAGCCGCCCGAGGACCCCGCGGCGCUGGAGGACCAGUCCCAGAUGCUGCAGCCACAGAGACAGUACGCGUGCGAACUGUGUGGGAAACCUUUCAAACACCCAAGCAACCUGGAGCUUCACAAACGGUCUCACACAGGUACACUGAUUCAGUGCCCGCAGGCAAAGGAAAGGACCCGACCCAGACGCUCAGACAUCACUGCCCGCUCUGCUUUUGCAGGUAACUUGCAGACUCACUUACGUCGGCACUCUGGUGAAAAACCAUACAUCUGUGAAAUCUGCGGAAAGAGGUUCGCAGCCUCUGGUGACGUCCAGCGCCACAUUAUUAUUCACUCGGGAGAGAAGCCACACUUGUGUGACAUCUGUGGGCGAGGCUUCAGUAACUUCAGCAACCUGAAGGAGCACAGAAAGACGCACACGGCCGACAAAGUGUUCACCUGUGAUGACUGCGGCAAGGCCUUUAACAUGCGGAGGAAGCUGGUGAAGCACCGGGUCCGGCACACGGGCGAGCGGCCGUACGGCUGCCCCGCCUGCGGGAAGUGUUUCGGGGGCUCCGGCGACCUCCGCAGGCACGUGCGCACGCACACGGGGGAGAAGCCGUACGCGUGCGAGGUGUGCAGCAAGUGCUUCACGCGCUCCGCCGUCCUCCGGCGGCACAAGAGGACGCACUGCAGGCCCGAGGCGCGCCGGGACGCGCUGGACGAGCUGGCGCAGGCCCUCGACGCCUCCGACCUCGAGAAGUCCCAGGGCUCGGAUGCCUUCUCCCAGGACGUGCCUGUCGCCUUGAUGCCCGCGUCGCUCAAGCUCCCCGUGCACCCGGUGGGAGAGUCCGUGACGGAAUUUGACGGCCGCGCUGCCGGCCCCUACUGCAAGUUCCGGGCCGCGGUCGAGCCUCACGGAGCGGGCGGGCCGGAGAAGCUGGGUCCGGACCCCGGCAAGCUCGCCAAGCGCCCCCUGCAGCCGGCGCCGCAGCAGACGUUCGCUUACCCGGACGCGGCCGCCUCCGCCGGCGACCAGCCGCUGCCGGCCGACAGCCCGUCCCUGGACCGCUCGUCCCCGGCCGCGCUGGACACCCCCUGCGGCGACGGGCCGGGCGGCCGCGCGGCCUCCACGCCCUACAGGAACCCCGAGGGCCAGUUCUUCUCCAGCAUGACCCUGUGGGGGCUGGCCAUGAAGACUCUGCAGAACGAAAACGAGCUGGACCAGUGACGGCCGGCGACGGCCCGGCCCGGCCCCCGCGGCAUCUUCUCGGCUCGGCAGGCGCGUCCCCGCGCCGCGGGAGGGGGCCCGGCCCCUUCCCAACAGCCCAAGAUCGUGUGACCGCCCCUGUGCCGCCGGUGGCUGAUAACCGGAAGCAUCUGGAGCCCAGGAUCUGGGAAGGCCUGCCGGCUCCCCGCGCACACAGACGCGGGACCGGAGGGCUCCAGGGGCAGCAGCUACCGGCUCGAGACACCGGCCCACUGACGUCAGCCGGGCACGACGGCGGGCACGCUCUGGGCCCCCUGCUGCACCCCGAGUCGUGUUCGAGGGAAAACCUACAGAAACACAAAUAUUUUUGCAUUUUUACAUGAUUGAAAUUUGUAGCGUUUUGUACUUUAAUUUACGCAAAAAUUUUAUUUGUAUAUGAAACCCGUGCUAUAAUUUAAUUGGAAUAAAUGAAACUUGACUUUCUCUAUAA
Molecule: messenger RNA, 2946 nt
Organism: Neofelis nebulosa (Clouded leopard)
Lineage: Eukaryota; Metazoa; Chordata; Mammalia; Carnivora; Felidae
Gene: ZBTB49
Product: zinc finger and BTB domain containing 49
Exons: 7
Coding region: 156-2477 (773 amino acids)
Biological process (GO): regulation of transcription by RNA polymerase II
Cellular component (GO): nucleus
Molecular function (GO): DNA-binding transcription factor activity, RNA polymerase II-specific; RNA polymerase II cis-regulatory region sequence-specific DNA binding; protein binding
Source: RefSeq, a predicted model, not a curated record